Molecule: messenger RNA, 1431 nt
Organism: Trichomycterus rosablanca
Lineage: Eukaryota; Metazoa; Chordata; Actinopteri; Siluriformes; Trichomycteridae
Gene: tespa1
Product: thymocyte expressed, positive selection associated 1
Exons: 4
Coding region: 28-1431 (467 amino acids)
Molecular function (GO): signaling receptor binding
Source: RefSeq, a predicted model, not a curated record
CGGAGGUCUAACCUGCCAUUGAGAAACAUGGGCCAGAGCAUGGCCUCUAGUGUCAUUUCAUCCCAGAGUAAGACCUUUUCCAGUGUGACUGAAGUGCUGCAGAUGUGUGCUGAUGAUGCAGAGGAGACUCUAUACCAGCUAGGAUUUGGCUGUGAGGAGCCGCAGGUUACCGCCCGCAUCCCGGCUCGUUUUUUUAACUUCCCUUCAAAGCUCAAAGGUAUCAACUUCCGUCUGUUUCUCGAGUCCCAGCUCCAGCGCAUACGUGAAGAGGACCCCAACCUUUCACUCGCAAGUCGUUUCCGUCAAGUGGAGGUAUUAACAGCCAUGGCCAAUGCUUUCUACUCUCUUUACUCCCAUGUGUCUCGAACGCCAGUUCAAAAGCUGGCACCACCCGAGUUCAGCUUUUCGUCGCCCACUGUGGAGCGAAGCAUAGGCCAGCGUUUUUUCAGCACAGUCCGCAACGAACCCCGUUCUCCAGUGGAGCGGCUCAAGGACACAGUAUCAAAGAUGUGCUUAUACACUGGUUCACGUGGCUCAGAAUCAGGCUCUCCAAGCUGUUCUCCAAGGAAAAGAAACAGCCUACCAGAUGUGGUUGAAAUAGUAAUGGGGAAUGUAAGGGGAGAAGGUAGUCAUGACCGAAGGAGAGGAGCAUUGCUCCAGGACCAAGCAGGGGCCAUCAGCACGGCCCAGAGGACUGAAGACGUAAAGAUGCCCCUGCUUUCUGAAUUGAAACCUGCUGAGAAGGUGAGCGAGCAUGAGAAUAUUAAUGAUGCACACAAGAAGAGGAUCCAGCGCUGGUCCCAGUCUGGGCAGAGAGAAAGUCCCAGAGCAAAGGCUUGUUUGUUUAGAUUUGAACAGGCAGCAGUGGAAUCUAUGCAGAGUCACAAAUCAAAAUGUGACACAGACGGAGAUAAAGGGUUCAACGAUUCUUCUUCUUCUACUGGGGCAAAGACACCAGUUAUCCAUGAUGCCAGUUGCCCACAGGUAAUAGAUUUUGUUCACCAGACACCUUGCAGUUGCCCACAGAGAGUCAGCAUGGCUACAUUGGGCACGCCUCCAGCUACCCAAAUUCAACAAAUAGACUCGUCUCUUAGAACAUUUGAGUGUAAUCAAGAGACGGUCAUCCCUGAUACCCAACCAGAGAUUUGCCUCCUACCAGUGAGUCAGGAUGAGUUUUCAGAAAAACUACCAUUAACUUUAAAGAUUUCACAACAUAAUCUGGUGACACAAGGGUCAACAUGUCAGAUCACGGUCACUGGAUGGGAGGAUGAUGCCCCUGUAUCCCACAGAGACUUUGUUGAGGACUUUAUGCAACCUAUGUACUCUGAUAGCACUGCACACCAGCAGCUCCUGAGCCCUGUCAAAUCCUCAUCCAGCCAGAUCAAUGACGUCCCCAAGCAGGCCAACUCCUUCGAGCUGGAGGAGAAAUGA